Molecule: messenger RNA, 1209 nt
Organism: Salvelinus sp. IW2-2015
Lineage: Eukaryota; Metazoa; Chordata; Actinopteri; Salmoniformes; Salmonidae
Product: cyclin-dependent kinase 8-like
Biological process (GO): protein phosphorylation
Cellular component (GO): nucleus
Molecular function (GO): ATP binding; protein serine/threonine kinase activity
Source: RefSeq, a predicted model, not a curated record
CGUCUCUUUCUGUACAGUCUACAUAACGACAUUUUACGACAAAGCCGUGCAUGGAAUUUCUGUUCUCCCCAGUGAGAUACCGGUUGGAGAAACGCAGUAGCAAGAGAGUACAGAGAAGGGUUAGUAAUCGUUCCCAUACCUGGCCCCUCGUCCCCGAUAAGAAUCCUGCAUCUUCUCUGGUACACAUAAACCGAGCGGUUAGAUGUGGAAACAGGGCUGAGGAGAGAGCGACGCGAGGGAAGGCAACUAAAAAUUCUAACCCGGGUUGUGAAGUAAGUUGCCUUCUAAGCGGCGCUUUAAAAGGAAGCAGAAGAUAAUUGACCAAAACAACAGAGAAGAUGGACUAUGAUUUCAAAGUGAUGCUGACCGGGGAGAGAGAACGUGUAGAGGACCUGUUUGAAUAUGAGGGAUGCAAAGUGGGAAGAGGCACCUACGGCCAUGUAUAUAAAGCAAAGCGAAAAGAUGGGAAGGAUGAUAAGGACUACGCCCUCAAGCAGAUUGAAGGCACUGGCAUCUCCAUGUCUGCCUGCAGAGAGAUUGCACUACUGCGGGAGCUGAAGCAUCCUAAUGUUAUCUCACUGCAGAAGGUGUUCCUGUCACACGCAGACCGCAAAGUGCUGCUCUUCGACUACGCCGAGCAUGACCUCUGGCACAUCAUAAAGUUCCACAGAGCGUCCAAGGCCAAUAAGAAGCCCCUGCAGCUGCCCAGGGGAAUGGUCAAGUCCCUGCUCUACCAGAUCCUGGACGGCAUCCAUUACUUACACGCCAACUGGGUCCUACACAGAGACCUGAAACCUGCCAACAUCCUAGUGAUGGGGGAGGGGCCAGAGAGGGGUCGAGUAAAGAUCGCGGACAUGGGCUUUGCCCGCCUCUUUAACUCKCCACUGAAGCCGUUAGCAGAUCUGGACCCUGUGGUGGUCACCUUCUGGUACAGGGCACCAGAGCUACUGCUAGGUGCCAGYCACUACACCAAAGCCAUCGACAUCUGGGCUAUUGGCUGCAUCUUUGCCGAGCUGUUGACAUCUGACAUCUUCCACUGUCGCCAAGAGGACAUCAAGACCAGUAACCCCUACCACCACGAUCAGCUGGACCGAAUCUUCAACGUCAUGGCUUCCCCGCUGGUGAGAGAGCUGGGCUGGGCUGGGCCUGGCGGCAGGUAGCCUAGCGGUUGGAGGGUUGCCAGUUCGAAUCCAGAGUUUGACAAAAAUA